Messenger RNA from Branchiostoma floridae (Florida lancelet), 3790 nucleotides. RefSeq names its product atrial natriuretic peptide receptor 1-like. NCBI's taxonomy places the organism in Eukaryota, Metazoa, Chordata, Leptocardii, Amphioxiformes, Branchiostomatidae. Gene Ontology annotation, cellular component: membrane. Gene Ontology annotation, biological process: receptor guanylyl cyclase signaling pathway; intracellular signal transduction; cGMP biosynthetic process. Gene Ontology annotation, molecular function: protein kinase activity; natriuretic peptide receptor activity; guanylate cyclase activity. The record is from RefSeq and is a predicted model, not a curated record. The coding region runs from base 183 to 2333 and encodes 716 amino acids. The transcript is spliced from 20 exons.
GUCCUGACAUUAUUCCAGGUGACUCCCGUGACGCUGACGCCCGUGAAGCGUACAAGUCGCUGUUCGUGCUGUCCCUGUACAGGCCAGAAAACGACGUUUCUCGGGCGUUCUCGCGUGACGUCAGACGACGAUCCCGCGAGACCUUCUCUUAUGAAUUCCACCCAGAUGAGGAGGUGUCGGUCAUGGCCGCUAUUGCAUACGACACCGUCCAUAUCUACGCGCAUGCUCUCAACGAAACCCUGGCAUUUGGGGAGGAUCCGUACGACGGACGCCGCCUAGCGGAAAGAGUGAGAAACAGAACGUUUGAAGGGGUACAGGGAUGGGUGACUCUGGACAAUAACGGUGACAGGGAGACCAACUACAUGAUGUACAGCUUUCAGGAUGGUAAAAUGAAGGCGGUGGGAUACUACUUUGGUCACAGUGGUGAGUACGAGGACGUACCCGGGACGAUGAUCACAUGGCCGGCGGGAGGACUAACGCCCCCUCCCGACGCACCGUAUUGUGGGUUCGACGAGGAAAAAUGUCCGUUCGAUCUCCGCCACAGUCGGUAUGGACCCAUCUAUACCUUGGGCCUGGCGCUGAUUUUACCCAUUAUAUUUCUGUUAGUCGGAUACACUAUCUACCACAGACACACCGUAGAGAAGAAGGUAGCCUUCAAGACAUGUCAGCUGAGAUCUCAAGACAUCACCCCUAUCAGGACACGUCCGGCAACUUCUAGGAAUUCCCUGCCAUCUGGCGAAGAAAACUCAUGCAGACUAGCAGAAUAUAAGAACACAGUUUACGUCAUGAAGGAGCUCAGGGUUGACGGGAACCGUGCGACCAUUAGACGGGGCAUCCAGAAGGAACUGACGCAGCUGUGUGAGCUGAACCAUCCAAACCUGGCCAGGAUUUACGGCGCAUGCCUAGAAGUUCCCAACUGCUGUGUCCUGAUCGACCAUUGCUCCAAGGGAAGUCUGCAGGAUAUACUGAAGAAUGAGUCCAUCAAAUUGGACUGGACAUUUCGGUGGUCUCUUAUCAUGGACAUUGUGAAAGGUCUGGAAUACCUACACAACAGUUUCCUGAAAUGCCACGGAAGCCUGAAGUCCACUAACUGUGUGGUGGACAGUCGCUUCGUGGUCAAGAUUACGGACUUCGGCCUGUGGAUGCUGAGAAAGAAGAAACGGAUUUCUAUGGAAGAGCCCAAGUUUGACGCGCUGCACCUCAACAAUAAUGCUGUUACUCUACUGAAACAUGCACAAGAUCAGCUCUGGACGGCGCCUGAGAUCUUACGUGGUGGGACGGAGAGAUCUCAGAAAGCUGACGUCUACAGUUUUGCUCUUAUUCUGCACGAAAUUGCCUUCAGAAAAGGGGUGUUCUACCAAGAAGGGAGCCAGCUAUCGCCAAAAGAUAUUAUAACCCGUGUGGCACUGUCACUGUCCGGAGUGCCAUUCCGGCCAACAAUUCUGGAGAAGGACUGUCCAGCUGGACUGUCCGGUCUCAUCAAACAGUGCUGGGCGGAAACACCGGAGGACAGACCGGACUGUAAGGUCAUCGGUGCAGCAGUGAGAAGAAUAAGCGGCAUGAAGAGUGAGAACAUCCUGGAUAACCUGCUGGCCCGGAUGGAGCACUAUGCGGAUAACCUGGAGUCCCUGGUGCAGGAGAAGACGGCUCAGGUCCUGGACGAGAAGAAACGGGCAGAGGACCUGCUGGAACGACUCUUGCCAAGGACUGUGGCCAACCAACUCAAGCAUGGAGGCACAGUCCAUCCCGAGUCGUUCGACAGUGUGACCGUGUUCUUCAGCGAUAUCGUCGGGUUCACGGCAAUGUCCGCUGACAGUAGCCCAAUGGAAGUGGUAGACAUGCUGAAUGACCUGUACACAUGUUUUGAUGACAUCAUCGGUAACUACGAUGUUUACAAGGUUGAAACGAUAGGUGACGCUUAUGUCGUGGUGUCGGGACUACCAGAGAGAAACAGUAACCACGCGGCAGAGAUAGCGCGGAUGGCGCUGGAGAUGCUCCGGGCAGUCCAGACGUUCAGGAUAAGGCACAGGACAUCGGAACAACUCAAACUCCGGAUAGGCAUUCACACUGGUCCCUGCGCUGCCGGAGUUGUUGGUAGAAAGAUGCCGAGGUACUGUCUGUUCGGGGAUACCGUCAACACCGCGUCACGGAUGGAGACAUACGGAAUGGCCCUUAGAAUCCACGUCAGUGAGACCACCUACCAAGCCCUGUGUCUGACGGAAAGGUUCCUGCUUGAGGCGAGGGGAGAGUUGGAGAUAAAGGGCAAAGGGUCCCAGAGAACGUACUGGCUGCUCGGAGAGAAGGGUGGUAUCGCGAAAGAAAGCUUCGUAUGACACCAAGUACAGCACAGCAAAAUACCGCCAGGAGUCGCUGUUGAACAUAAAUGCGCAUAUUGCAUCUUUUGCCCAACUUGAUAUUCACUAGUUCUGUAAAUAAUCAGGACAGUAGAUUAAUUUUAUAGUAAGUAAUAUUUGUAAAUAGAUUCUAGAAUAGGUCUUUCGCAGAAAAUCACACUGCUCCAAUGUUAAGUCGAGCCAAGAAAAAUACGCGGCUGUUUAUUAUGCAGAUUAGGUCCGCAGAUUUGAGGCAUACGCCUGACCUACAAGUAGCAUAUAGAAUUAGGAUUUGACAGUUUUCACACAUUUUGGCACUGAUUAUAAUCAUUAUAGGGACAAUGUAAAUAGGAAUAACAGAUUAGUAAACAGUCUGAUUGUCAGAACGUCGUCCAACUUCGUCAGAAACGUAACCGUCCAACUUCGUCAGAAACGUAACCGUCCAACUUCGUCAGAAACGUAACCGUCCAACUUCGUCAGAAACCGUCCAACCUCGACAGAAACCGUCCAACUCCGUCAAAAGCCGUUCAACUCCGUCAAAAACCGUCCUACUUCGUCAGAAACCGUCCAACUUCGUCAGAAACCGUCCAACUUCGUCAGAAACCGUCCAACCUCGACAGAAACCGUCCAAAAUCCGUCAGAAACCGUCCAACUCCGUCAAAAGCCGUCCAACUCCGUCAGAAACUGUCCGACUCCGUCAGAAACCGUCCAACAUCGUCAGAAACCGUCCAACUCCGUCAGAAACCGUCCAGCUUCGUCAGAAACCGCCCAACUCCGUCAAAAACCGUCCAACUGCGUCAGAAACCGUCCAACUUCGUGAGAACUGAACCGUCCAACUGCGUUAGAAACCGCAACUUCGUCUCGUCCGUCCAGACUAUAUAAAGCAAUAGAGAACCUUGAUCUAUUGUAAUUCAGACCAUGUCACGCAAAGUAACGUCUGUAAAGAUAAUUUUAUUUUCGUAAGAUUGUACAGCAACAGCAGCAUGAUGCCUCUGAAGUACAUGUUUGCAUUUUGCACCGUUUGGUUAUGCACAACUUUGAUAUUGUCAUGGAUCUAAGAGAUGGACAAAAAGAAAGCCGUAAUAAAAGUUUGUCCAAACAAUGUUUGUUUUGGUCUUUUUUUAAGGCAAAAAUGAUCUUUUUGGUCCCUUUAUGUGCCUGUGUUCAGCACAUACAUAUAGACUUAGUAUCCUAUAAAAGGAAUACUAAAAUUUAGUACUCGUACGUGGUAUUCCUACUACUAAGGCUAUUCACGAUAAUAUUAAGUCUAUUGAACAAGAAUGCAUCCAUCUAGAUAACAACUUACGUCUUUUAGGCAACAUAUAUAUUUUUUUGAAAGUCAUUUCGCACGUCAUUCAAUGGAUAGGCACUAAAUAUAACUUCAUUUAAAGGAUAGAUACAAAACCUUACGUCACUCAAAGGCUAGACCUUAAACGUUCGUCAUUCAAAUGCUAUGC